AUGGCGGCCCUCUGUAGGAUCAGACACCGGUGGAAACGGAUUCAAUAUUUACACGUUUUCACAAGAAACCUCGCGGGGAAGUGCGACUAUGACUUGGUGGUUAUUGGUGGUGGAUCUGGAGGCCUGGCUUGCUCCAAAGAAGCGGCUCAGCUGGGACUGAAGGUCGCUGUUCUGGAUUAUGUGGAGCCAUCUGCUAAAGGUACCCGGUGGGGUCUUGGCGGUACAUGUGUCAACGUCGGCUGCAUCCCUAAGAAGCUCAUGCAUCAGGCUGCCCUCCUUGGCGCUGCAGUCAAAGAUGCUCAGAAGUACGGCUGGCAGAUAGCAGGGACAGUCUGCCAUGACUGGACCACCAUGGCAGAGGCUGUCCAGAAUCAUGUCAAGUCUUUAAACUGGGGUCACAGAGUCCAGCUGCAGGACAAGAAGGUGAAAUAUCUGAACCUGAAAGGCAGUUUGCUGGAUGAACACACAGUAAGAGGAGUGAGCAAAGCAGGAAAAGAGACGAUCCUGACGGCCAAGAAUAUUGUAAUCGCCACAGGUGGACGGCCCAAGUAUCCAACAAAUGUCCCUGGAGCGGUGGAGCACGGCAUCACCAGUGACGACAUAUUCUGGCUCCAGAAGUCUCCUGGAAAAACACUUGUGGUUGGAGCCAGCUAUGUAGCUCUUGAGUGUGCCGGCUUCCUCACAGGCAUCGGUUUGGACACCACAUUGAUGGUUCGCAGCAUUGCCCUCCGGGGUUUCGAUCGGCAAAUGGCAGGUCUUGUGACAGAUUACAUGGAGGCUUACGGGACCAAGUUUGCCUGGAACUCCAUCCCUAAAAGAGUGGACAAGCUGUCUUCAGGAGUCCUGCAGGUGACAUGGACCAACACUGAGAUGGGCUGCGAGCACAAAGACACCUACGACUCUGUGUUAUGGGCAGUGGGUAGAGCUCCUGAGAGCAAAGCUCUGGGCCUCAACAAAGUUGGCGUGCAGCUCGACGAGGCGACGCAGAAAAUAGUUGUAGGCGCUGACGAGUCGACGUCAGUGCCAAACAUCUUUGCUUUCGGUGACAUCAGUGAGGGUCGUCCUGAGUUGACCCCGACGGCCAUUAAAGCUGGAAAGCUCCUCGCCCGCAGGCUGGCUGGUCAAAGCGCCGAGCUCAUGAACUAUGACAACGUGGCCACCACCGUGUUCACCCCCCUGGAGUACGGCUGCGUUGGUCUGUCUGAGGAGGAGGCUGAGAGGAGGCACGGAGAAGACCAAAUAGAGGUGUACCAUGCUUUCUACAGGCCUCUAGAAUUCACUGUAGCAGAGCGUGAUGCCAGCCAGUGCUACAUAAAGGUGAUAUGUGAGCGAGGUGGCGAUCAGAAGAUCUUGGGUCUGCACCUUACUGGUCCAAACGCUGGAGAAGUCAUGCAGGGCUUCUCUCUGGGCUUACAGUGUGGAGCCACUUAUCAUCAGCUGCUGCAGACUGUAGGAAUCCACCCGACCUGCGCUGAGGAGGUGGUGAAGGUCCACAUCACAAAGCGCUCUGGUUUAGAGCCCACAGUCACCGGCUGCUGAGGUUAAACACUUC
Molecule: messenger RNA, 1552 nt
Organism: Nematolebias whitei (Rio pearlfish)
Lineage: Eukaryota; Metazoa; Chordata; Actinopteri; Cyprinodontiformes; Rivulidae
Gene: txnrd2.2
Product: thioredoxin reductase 2, tandem duplicate 2
Exons: 17
Coding region: 1-1539 (512 amino acids)
Biological process (GO): cellular response to oxidative stress; cell redox homeostasis; glutathione metabolic process
Cellular component (GO): cytosol; mitochondrion
Molecular function (GO): thioredoxin-disulfide reductase (NADPH) activity; glutathione-disulfide reductase (NADPH) activity; flavin adenine dinucleotide binding
Source: RefSeq, a predicted model, not a curated record